GCGGAGCGGCCCCGGCGCGGCCCGCGCGGGGACAUGGCGUCCUACGUGGAUAACAGCUUCCGCCAAGCGGUGAUGAAGAACCCCGCGGAGAGGAGCCCCCAGGACCUGGAAAUAGUGUACUCCUAUUUGCAUGGCAUGGAAGCUUUGUCAAACUUGAGGGAGCAUCAACUUAGAUUAAUGUGUGAAACUGUGAGAUAUGAAAGACACGAAGCAAAUGAAGUUUUAUACUAUCCUGAUGAUAUUGGGACCUGCUGGUACAUCCUUCUCUCUGGCUCUGUAUUUAUUAAGGAAUCCAUGUUUCUUCCAAGAAGCAGCUUUGGCAAGCGUUCUGCAGGAAGCUUUAGGCGUGGCUGUGAAUGCAUUGUUUUAGAGCCUUCUGAAAUGAUUGUGGUGGACUAUAUGGAUGAAAAUGAAGAAUAUUUUCAGCGUCAAGCUUCUCAUAGACAGUCUCGAAGGAGAUUUAGGAAAAUCAACCAGAAAGGUGAAAGACAAACUAUCAUUGACACUGUGGAUCCGUACCCUGUGGGCAAGCCACCUUUGCCUCGAGGCUACCAUACGGAAUGCACUAAAUCUCAGCUUCCGGCAGAUUUCACAAAGCUACACCUUACUGACAGUCUCCACCCACAGGUGACCCACGUUUCAUCUAGCCACUCAGGAUGUAGUAUCACAAGUGAUUCUGGAAGCAGCAGUCUGUCUGAUAUCUAUCAGGCCACAGAAAGUGAAGCUGGUGAUAUGGACCUGAGUGGGUUACCAGAAACGGCCGUGGAUUCUGAAGAUGAUGAUGAUGAAGAAGACAUUGAGAGGGCAUCCGAUCCUCUGAUGAGCAGGGAUAUCGUGAGAGACUGCCUGGAAAAGGACCCAAUUGAUCGGACAGAUGAUGACAUUGAACAACUCUUGGAAUUUAUGCACCAGUUGCCUGCUUUUGCCAAUAUGACAAUGUCGGUGAGACGAGAGCUCUGUGCUGUGAUGGUGUUUGCAGUGGUGGAAAGAGCAGGAACCAUUGUGUUAAAUGAUGGUGAAGAGCUUGACUCCUGGUCAGUGAUUCUGAAUGGUUCUGUGGAAGUUACGUAUCCAGAUGGAAAAGCAGAAAUACUGUGCAUGGGAAACAGCUUUGGGGUCUCUCCUACAAUGGACAAAGAAUACAUGAAAGGAGUGAUGAGGACAAAGGUCGACGACUGCCAGUUUGUCUGCAUAGCGCAGCAAGAUUACUGCCGUAUUCUUAACCAAGUAGAAAAGAACAUGCAAAAAGUUGAAGAGGAAGGAGAGAUUGUUAUGGUGAAAGAGCAUCGUGAACUUGAUCGAACUGGGACAAGAAAGGGGCACAUUGUCAUCAAGGGCACCUCAGAAAGAUUAACAAUGCACCUGGUGGAAGAGCAUUCAGUGGUGGAUCCAACAUUCAUAGAAGACUUUCUGUUGACGUACAGGACUUUUCUUUCUAGCCCAAUGGAAGUGGGCAAAAAGUUAUUGGAGUGGUUUAAUGACCCGAGCCUCAGGGAUAAGGUUACGCGGGUAGUAUUAUUGUGGGUGAAUAAUCACUUCAAUGACUUUGAAGGGGAUCCUGCGAUGACUCGAUUUCUAGAAGAAUUUGAAAAUAAUCUGGAAAGAGAGAAAAUGGGUGGACAUCUGCGGCUGUUAAAUAUUGCAUGUGCAGCGAAAGCAAAAAGAAGGUUGAUGACCCUGACAAAGCCCUCCCGAGAAGCCCCUUUGCCCUUCAUCUUGCUGGGGGGCUCAGAGAAGGGGUUCGGGAUCUUUGUGAACAGCGUAGAUUCAGGUAGCAAAGCGACGGAAGCAGGCUUGAAACGUGGGGAUCAGAUACUAGAAGUAAAUGGUCAAAAUUUUGAAAAUAUUCAGCUCUCAAAAGCCAUGGAAAUUCUUAGAAAUAACACACAUUUAUCUAUCACUGUGAAAACCAACUUAUUUGGUGACGUGCCCAUGAAUACAGCCUGUUGUGGUCUGGGGACCUGGCUAACCAAUCUGCAAUCUGGGACUGAGGAAUCUAGCGAUAUUGGAAUUGGCCAGUCUCAAGAUGACAGCAUAGUAGGAUUAAGGCAGACCAAGCACAUCCCCACUGCACUACCUGUCAGCGGAACCUUGUCAUCCAGUAAUCCUGAUUUAUUGCAGUCCCACCAUCGCAUCUUAGACUUUAGCACUACUCCCGAUUUGCCAGAUCAAGUGCUAAGGGUUUUCAAAGCCGAUCAGCAAAGCCGAUACAUCAUGAUCAGUAAGGACACCACUGCAAAGGAAGUCGUCCUUCAGGCUAUCCGGGAGUUUGCUGUGACUGCUACCCCAGAUCAAUAUUCACUCUGUGAGGUAUCUGUCACUCCUGAGGGAGUAAUCAAACAAAGAAGACUUCCAGAUCAGCUUUCCAAACUUGCUGAUAGAAUACAACUGAGUGGAAGGUAUUACCUGAAAAACAACAUGGAAACAGAAACACUUUGUUCGGAUGAAGAUGCUCAGGAGUUGUUGAGAGAGAGUCAGAUUUCCCUCCUGCAACUCAGCACCGUUGAAGUUGCCACCCAGCUCUCCAUGCGAAAUUUUGAACUCUUCCGCAACAUCGAACCCACUGAGUAUAUAGAUGAUUUAUUUAAACUCAAAUCAAAAAACAGCUGUGCCAAUCUGAAGAAAUUUGAAGACGUCAUUAAUCAAGAAACAUUUUGGGUGGCAUCUGAAAUUCUGAGAGAAACAAACCAACUGAAGAGGAUGAAGAUCGUUAAACAUUUCAUCAAGAUAGCACUACACUGUAGGGAGUGCAAGAACUUUAACUCAAUGUUUGCAAUCAUCAGUGGCCUGAACCUGGCACCAGUGGCAAGACUGCGAACCACCUGGGAGAAACUUCCCAAUAAAUAUGAAAAGCUGUUUCAAGACCUCCAGGACCUGUUUGAUCCUUCCAGAAACAUGGCAAAGUAUCGCAAUGUUCUGAAUAGUCAGAAUUUACAGCCUCCCAUAAUCCCACUGUUCCCGGUUAUCAAGAAGGAUCUCACAUUCCUUCAUGAAGGAAAUGAUUCGAAAGUAGAUGGGCUGGUCAAUUUUGAGAAGUUAAGGAUGAUUGCGAAAGAAAUUCGUCAUGUUGGCCGAAUGGCGUCAGUCAACAUGGACCCUGCCCUCAUGUUCAGGACUAGGAAGAAGAAGUGGAGGAGUUUGGGGUCUCUCAGCCAGGGUAGUACAAAUGCAACAGUGCUAGAUGUUGCUCAGACAGGUGGUCACAAAAAGCGGGUACGUCGUAGUUCCUUCCUCAAUGCCAAAAAGCUAUAUGAAGAUGCCCAGAUGGCACGAAAAGUGAAGCAGUACCUGUCCAACUUGGAGUUAGAAAUGGAUGAGGAGAGCCUUCAGACCUUAUCCCUGCAGUGUGAGCCAGCAACCAACACGUUGCCUAAAAACCCUGGUGACAAAAAGCCUGUCAAAUCGGAGACCUCCCCUGUGGCUCCAAGGGCAGGGUCACAGCAGAAAGCACAGCCCCAGCCGCAGACACAGCAGCCGCCGCCGCCACAUAAAAUCAGCCAAGGACUUCAGGUUCCCGCUGUGUCCCUGUAUCCCUCGCGAAAGAAAGUGCCCGUCAAGGAUCUCCCGCCUUUUGGUAUAAACUCACCACAAGCUUUAAAGAAAAUUCUCUCUUUGUCUGAAGAAGGAAGUUUGGAACGUCACAAGAAGCACGCAGAAGAUACGAUGAUAUCCAAUGCGUCGUUGCAGCUGUCUUCCCCUCCCACUUCUCCACAGAGCUCUCCCAGGAAAGAUUAUGCUUUGGGGCCUAGUGGCACGGUGGAUAAUUUCUCAGACUCGGGUCACAGUGAGAUCUCUUCACGGUCCAGGAUCGGCAGCAAUUCCUCCUUCGACUCAGUGCCGGCCCCGCUGCAUGACGACAGGCACCAAAGACACUCUGUCAGCAUUGUGGAAACAAGCCUCGGUGUGGGCCGGAUGGAGAGGCGGGCCAUGAUUGAGCCCGACCAGUACAGCUUAGGGUCCUAUGCACCAAUGUCUGAAAGCCGGGGCUUAUAUGCGACAGCCACAGUAAUCUCUUCUCCCAGCACAGAAGAACUUUCCCAAGAUCAGGGGGACCGCGCGUCCCUUGAUGCCGCAGACAGUGGCCGUGGGAGCUGGACUUCAUGCUCAAGUGGCUCCCACGAUAACAUACAAACUAUCCAGCACCAGAGGAGCUGGGAAACCAUUCCGUUUGGGCACACUCACUUUGAUUAUUCAGGGGACCCUGCAGGUUUAUGGGCCUCGAGCAGCCAUAUGGACCAGAUCAUGUUUUCUGAUCAUAGCACAAAAUAUAACAGGCAGAAUCAAAGUAAAGAGAGUCUUGAACAAGCCCAGUCCCGGGCAAGCUGGGCAUCAUCCACGGGUUACUGGGGAGAAGACACGGAGGGGGACACGGGCACAAUAAAGCGAAGAGGUGGGAAAGAUGUGUCCCUCGAAGCUGAAGGCAGCAGCAUGACUUUGGUGACCACGGAAGAAACCAAGCCAGUCCCCAUGCCAGCUCACGUGGCCGUGACCCCCAGUACUACAAAGGGGCUUAUAGCACGGAAGGAGGGCAGGUAUCGGGAGCCCCCACCGACCCCCCCAGGUUACAUCGGAAUCCCCAUCACGGACUUUCCAGAAGGGCAUUCUCAUUCAGCCAGGAAGCCGCCAGACUACAACGUAGCACUUCAGAGAUCUCGGAUGGUGGCCCGCACCUCUGAAGCGCCCGGGCCUUCUCCCGUGCAGCAGCCGCAGGGGCAUCCACCCAGCAACCGGCCCGUGAACAAACCUCAGUGGCAUAAACCAAAUGAGUCGGACCCCCGCCUUGCCCCCUAUCAGUCUCCAGGGUUCUCCGCUGAGGAGGAUGAAGAUGAACAAGUGUCUGCUGUUUGAGGCACAGGCUUUUCCGGAUCCAGCGUGAGCCACUCCCCGGCAAGGAGAGCACAAGAAAAGGGGUCCCGAGCAUCGGAGCCGUGGAACUCACAUCUGAGGGUGGUGGACCAGUUUGCCUCCUCCCCUGCCUUAAGACAGCAUGGGGCUUCUUCUCCUCCCGCGUCCUUUCCCCUUUGCAUGUGAAAUACUGUGAAGCAAUUGCCCUGGCACUUUUCCGAGUUUGUUGCUUGAAACGCACGGUGCAGCCAUCUUGGAGCUCGCACUGUUGCUGCCUGCCACAUCGCACAACACCAUUCCAGACUCCAAGACCAUCAGAGCAAGGCGAUUGUCCGCGCUGGCUGCACUUCUCAAGGCCUGGAAGGAUUUUUUUUUUUCUUCCCCCCCCAACUCUUCCUUGUGUAUUCCAUCCAGUUCUAGCACCUGGUCUCAUAGGGAUAAUGAGAAAAUCUAGCCAUUGAACUACUGGGGGCCUGGAACCCACCAAGGAAGACAAAAGGAAAACCCAUCCUUGGAGUACCCUGCUUGUCCACUAGUUUACAAAGCCCCCGCCCCUUCCCCAGCCCCCAAAGGAGUUUCUGUGUCGUUUUCGGAGAUUGAUGUAUGCAUGCAACGAUUACAGUAUUAUUUUUGAACCUUUAAGUAGGGUUGCCGGCCUGGGUUUCUAAACAAACCAAAUAUACCGGACAGGGCGUGGCCCUUUGAGAAGCAGGAAGCCCGGGCUUGUGAUUCCUGUGUCCUCCUGGCCUCGCCGUGAAGUGCCCGAUCCUGGAAGUUUAAAAUGUUAGCCAAUUACUGAAGUACCAAGACGCCUCAUCCGCUUCUCCCCUGGCGGGUGGGGUUCUUCAGCGAAACUGUUUGCACACGGCCAGGGGAAGGAAACUAGGACUUCCGUGUCCUGUGUCUGAGCCUUACGGAGUGCAGGGCAGGGUCAUUUAAGAACAUGUCUGAUCCAUUGAGAUCAAUGGCAAACCCAAGGUUUAAGUCCUUUCUUUGAUUUCUGUUCCUUUAGCGUUCUAGAGAGGUUUUUUGUUAUUCUUUUGAGUUGUUGAUAACUGGAUAGCACGGCAGUGAAAGCAGCUUGGGAUGAUGGAGCUAAUGCGAGCUGUUACUACUGCUCUUUCAAGACAGCCUCCCUUGAUUGAGUUGACACUAGGGAAUAAACAAGCCUUUAUCAGGAUAAAAGAUCAAAGACCUGGUUAGCUAUGCCAGCCUUUGCAAGGCAGGUUAGUCACCAAAGACUAACCUGGAAGUGGCUUUUGGACACUGCGUGUAGAGAAGGCCGACGUGUAGCAACCGCCUACCUGCUCACAGCUGCUAUUAACCCUAUGCCUGAAAGUGACCCCUCCACUCUAUUGUGUGUUGUUUUUGCACAGGCUCCGGGAAAGUGAAGCUGCCAAUCCGAGUAGUACUCAAAUGUGAGCGACUGCUGGUCUUGGAUUUUUUUUUUUCCAUUUAAUUCAGCUGAUCAUAUUGAUCAGUAGAUAAACGUAAAUAGCUUCAAAUUUUAAAAGUCAAAUUUUGCAGUGUUUUUUCACUGUAUCAAACAUUGUCAGUGCUUUAUUUAAUAAUUUUCUUCUGUAUCAUGGCAUUUGUCUACUUGCUUAUAUAUUACAUUGUCAAUUAUGCAUUUGUAAUUUUUCUUGUAAUAUGCAUUAUUUGCCAGUUUUAUUAUAUAGGCUAUGGACCUCAUGUGCAUAUAGAAAGACAAAUCUAGCUCUACCACAAGUUGCACAAAUAUUAUCUAAGCAUUAAGUAAUUGUAGAACAUAGGACUGCUAAUCUCAGUUCGCUCUGUGAUGUCAAGUGCAGAAUGUACAAUUAACUGGUGAUUUCCUCAUACUUUUGAUACUACUUGUACCUGUAUGUCUUUUAGAAAGACAUUGGUGGAGUCUGUAUCCCUUUUGUAUUUUUAAUACAAUAAUUGUACAUAUUGGUUAUAUUUUUGUUGAAGAUGGUAGAAAUGUACUACGUUUAUGCUUCCACAUCCAGUUUGUACAAGCUGGAGAAUAAAUAAAUAUAACAAAGACUUGCCUCUAUUCCUGAA
Molecule: messenger RNA, 6891 nt
Organism: Echinops telfairi (small Madagascar hedgehog)
Lineage: Eukaryota; Metazoa; Chordata; Mammalia; Afrosoricida; Tenrecidae
Gene: RAPGEF2
Product: Rap guanine nucleotide exchange factor 2
Exons: 30
Coding region: 34-4848 (1604 amino acids)
Biological process (GO): small GTPase-mediated signal transduction; positive regulation of ERK1 and ERK2 cascade
Molecular function (GO): protein binding; guanyl-nucleotide exchange factor activity
Source: RefSeq, a predicted model, not a curated record